This is a messenger RNA of Durusdinium trenchii, 342 nucleotides long. The record is from the annotation of a GenBank genome assembly. NCBI's taxonomy places the organism in Eukaryota, Dinophyceae, Suessiales, Symbiodiniaceae.
AUGGAAGCGCUGCUCCUUUUUGCUGGGCAAAUUGCUGCCCAUGUUGCUACUUUGACUGAUGAGUCCAGAUUGGAUGAGCUGGAGAUGUCACGAGAAGCUGCGCAGUGUCAGCUCAAUGGUCUCGCUGGCCAUGACAUUACGGUGGAGUCGAUGGGAGUGAAAAGCCAGGUGAUGGGCUUCGAAGUUCUGAAAAAGUUGAACUACUACCAGCGGUUCUAUUUGCACAAAGAGCUGAAGAUGUUGGAAUCCUGGCUUCCCACCUGGAGCCACAUGGCGCCCCAACUCAUCCCAGAAGUGGAGAGUGUUUUGACGGAAGUGUUUGAAGCAUUGGCGAUGGAUUGA